GUUUCUUGCCAUGACAAAGGGAUACUAGUAUACACAUCACAACUGAACACGGCUGUUGGGGGUAGAUGAAUUUUACCAAGACGUCAUUGACAAACAAAUUCAAGUAUUUUACAUGUGAGAAUACAAAGGCUUCUAGACCAGCAGUAAAUUGACACACCAUCUCCGAAAGUUAGCCAUAGGAAUUUGGAACUUGUUUUCGACACUUCUGUCACCAAAAUGUCUGAGUCACGUUUAAAAGAGGCGAAAACAUUCUUCACAGAGGGGAAUAAGAAAUCAGACGCCGUCAUACAGGUGAAAGACCACGAGCUUCACGUGGACCUGAAUAUAAUCUCUCUGAUGUCCCCGACAUUGGCGAGUGAGUUCCAGCCACGCCCGGACCCCCUGUCUCCCCCUAGCGAAACCAACAAAGCCGUGGCCAAGUUGGACGGACGUGUUGACCACAUUGUGGACAUGCUGACCUCCAUCUACCCCAACUUCAGGAGCGUCAACGUUGUUGAUAAAGACAACGUCGAGUACCUACUCCCACUGGCUGCGAAGUACAAGCUGCUGUUUCUGAUGGAUACGUGUGAAACAUUGAUAAUUGGAGCGGCACCUGGCAUGAAUGACUCUUACCACACAUGCCAGAUAGAAAUAACAAAUGAAGAAUACAAACACGAGAAUAAAGAUCGUCUCAUGCGGUAUUUCGUGUUGGCGCAUAAACAUGAAUUAGAUGUAGUGAGGAAAUGUUGUAUGGACAAGUUAGUAAAAUGCUCUUAUAGCAUACAGACCAAUCAUCAGACUAGAAGGAAUCCAACACGACGCACUGCCGCCUUCCAGCAGCUCGACCCAACUACAAGAUGGGAAAUACUGAGAAAUCGAUUAUUUUACCUGGAAGGUACCUACGGUAAAGUGACAGACAACUUGGAAGACCUUUGAGGGCGUGAGACAUCUUGUGGCUACUUACAGUUCUUGUUAAUCUGCACACAAUAUGGCAACGGCUCCCCCAACGUGGAUAUAAUAUAUUCAUUCGCAAACCAUAGUUUCGUUUUCAGACGGAUUCGAAAAGCUCGACGCUAAAAAUAGCCCUCCAAUCAAACUAAUGUCGCGAGCGAGAUAAACUCGGUGCAAAGUCAGAGAAGGGAGCGUUGGAGGUCACUUCCGAAACGAUGCUGUGAAUAGGUCCACGUCAUGUAUGACAAUGGACCGGAGAUGUCAUACAAUGGAUAAUCGAGUAUAUGUUCAUUGAUUCUAUAUAUAAUCUGUGCUGCUGGACGAUUUUCUCUAGACUAGGCCGUGCUAUGUGUUAUAUACACAUGUACAGACUUGUCACAAGACUAACUAGAUAGACUACAUACGUACGUUGUAUUGUGUAUAUAUACUUUAAUAAGCAUGUCUCCCAUUACGAAAUCAAGACGCUGGUAACAUUUGUCUUCGUGUUGAUGCCUGCCCUUUUCCAUAUUUCCCCAAAAAUGCUACAGUUACUGGUGAACAAACUUAAGAAAGGUCACCUUGAAACGGCAUAAUGCCACAAUAGUAAUGACUGAAACUUAACAUAUACCUUUACAAGCUGCUUAUCUUCAGUUAUGUCUAAACCUAAGGUGACAAUUCACUAUAUGUCUUGAUGAAGUCUCGAUUUAACUUUCAGUCAUUACUAUUGUCAUUGUGUACCUAUCCUGCCAUGUUCAUAUACACAUGCAGCUGGAAUUUUGCUGAGUGCGACGUUAACCAGCAAUUAAACAAACAAACAAAUCACACAACGUGCUUUGAAAACGCUCCACAUCAGAAAUACGGCUCCCCACCAGUCUUCUCAGGCUGUACAGUAGUGAAGCCCAUUUCUGGUGUCCCCCGCCAUGAUAUUGCUGGAAUAUUGCUAAUAGCGGCGUAAAACCAUACUCACUCACUCACUGUACAGUAGUCUGUCACACAGACCCUGAAACUAAUAUAUCCAAUACAGCCAAUGCAAGUCUAUCAUGUUUGGCAAAUCUAGAUUACUCUGGGCUCCUUUUUAUUAUAUUUUUAACUAUUAUUUAACAACUGUUUUUUCUUCUGUAAACUACAUGUAUGUUCAUUUCAGAGACUAGAUGUUAGUCUAGCUGUACUGCUUCCAAUGAGAAAACAUUUCUCUGGGCUGCGGUGGAGCGUGACGCGGUGCACGUGAAGUUCAUGCUCUUGGUAUUCGUCAGUAUCUCUUGUGAACUCGGCACAUCCGCAGUAGUGAACUGAUAGUAAAGGACAAUCCGCCUUCCAAUCCACUUCACGGAUUAUGAAAUCCGCCGGUUCAAUGUUUGAAUACUCUUUUUUUCUGUUUUCUCUCUCUUCGUAUUGCUUUUAUAAUCACAAAUAAACAAAUAUGUUGUGAUCUUGUAUUUUGACGAAUACCCUGCUCAAUCGGAUGGAAUAAUUUAGAUAUCUGUGAGUUGUCGUUGAAUUUCCCUAUCUGUGACAGACAGACAGACAGACAGACAGACAAUAAUUUUUUUGCGUCUCACACAUAAGGUACAUUGUACAAUAUACAUAUAAAAUCAAAACACGCGUAAAACUUACGGCCAGUCGUAAAACGAAUUAUGAGAGACGAUAUGAUCAUAAAACAAACUUGUAUACUAAAAUGAAUAUACAUACAAUAUAUACAUCAUGAAUUUAAAAUAGAUCGGUGCUUCAAUAAAAUAUCAUAGAGGUUUUGGCCACGUAAAAGGUGAGAUCGGAGCUGGAUAGAAGUAGUGUAAAUUGCUCACAGUAGGAAUAGCCUUUGAAAUACGGAUCAGUAAAAGUACAUCGUUUAAGAAGAUCUGUUCUCACAUCAUUAUAUAGUGGGCAUAAAAGUAAGACGUGUAUCUCGUCCUCCACACAGUCUCUACAGUUAAAACAAAAUCGCUCUUCUGCUGGAAUAUUAGAAUAGCGGCCAGUUUCUAACUUUAAUGGGGCUACCCCGCAUCUAAAUUUAGCAAGCGCACUUCUGUGGCAACGACUCAGUGGUUUCUUAACGUAAUCUUCCGUAUCGUUAUGGUGUUUGAAACGCCUGUAGGUUCUCAGUUCAUUUCUUCCCCCUCGCCCCUUGUAUUGACUGUAGCUUGUCCCACCACUUUGUUUUAUACUCUGACAUCAGUCUUUCUCUUACUGCUGCAGCCAGGGGCCUCGACUCAAUGUGUGAGCUAGUAGAUGUUAAGUGCCCAAGGUCUAUUCUCUCGAGACACGACGUCACCCUGGAGUUCCAGUUUUUCUUGAACUUACUUGCCCAUAAAAAUAUCUUCUUAGUGACUCUCCUGUUUGGCGUGUUGACAAGUCUGGCCCAGUGCCUUGAAACUGUGGUCCACGAUCUGACAC
Haliotis rufescens (red abalone) is the source of this 3300-nucleotide messenger RNA. RefSeq lists its product as uncharacterized. The record is from RefSeq and is a predicted model, not a curated record. NCBI's taxonomy places the organism in Eukaryota, Metazoa, Mollusca, Gastropoda, Lepetellida, Haliotidae. Bases 217 to 915 code for a protein of 232 amino acids. The transcript has 3 exons. Gene Ontology annotation, molecular function: protein binding.